AUGUACAAAAAGAGAGUGAAAAAAGUACUCAUAAAAUUUUUAACGGUGCAAAUUUUGAAUGAAAAAAGUACAAAGGGAAAAAACAGAGGGAAAAAGUACAUUGACUUUUUAUAUGAAAAUACUAAUUUUUUUAAAUAUGUUUACCUUAAAAUGAGAAGAACGCAUCAAUUUAAUUUUGCUGCAUAUAUUAAUUCUCAUUCCACCCCCUUUAAAUUGAACAAAAAAUUUUGUUCCAAUUUAAAGGGGGGUUAA
Blepharisma stoltei is the source of this 252-nucleotide messenger RNA. NCBI's taxonomy places the organism in Eukaryota, Ciliophora, Heterotrichea, Heterotrichida, Blepharismidae. The record is from the annotation of a GenBank genome assembly.